AUGCCCUCCUCUUAUAUUUCAGUGACUAUUAAUGCUCCGCCACCAUAUCUAUCCUUAUCCCACCAAGAAACUUUACCUGUUGUUAUGACAAUUGCUGGUUCUGAUUCUAGCGGUGGUGCAGGUAUUGAAGCUGAUAUCAAGACCAUUACCGCUCACAGAUGUUAUGCUAUGACGUGUACUACCGCUUUAACGGCACAAACCCCAGUCUCUGUCUAUGGUAUCCAUUUAAUUCCAAGGGAAUUUAUUGCUCGAGUAUUGGAUGUUAAUUUAGCAGAUAUGAAAUGUGAUGUUAUUAAGACAGGUAUGUUAACUGAAGAUGCUAUUAACAUAUUAUCUGAGAAAUUGAAUCAAUUAGGUUCCAUAAAUAGACCAAAAUUGGUGGUUGAUCCUGUAUUAGUGGCUACCUCAGGUGCCCCCUUAGCUGAUGAAAAUUUGGUUAAGCUUAUUAAAGAAAAAUUGUCUCCCUUAGCCGAUGUUUUAACUCCAAAUAUCCCGGAAUGUUUUAAGUUGAUUGGUGAAAAAAGAGAAAUCAAGCAUUUAGAAGAUGUUUUACAAUUGGCCAAAGAUGUUCAAAAAGCAUGCAAGAGUACUAAUGUUCUUGUCAAAGGUGGUCAUAUUCCAUGGAAAGGUAUUGGUAAAGAAUAUAUCACUGAUGUUUUGUUACUUGGUAAAGAAAAAAGAUUUAUUGUAUAUAAAGGUAGUCACUCUGCGACUACUCACACUCAUGGUACUGGUUGUACUUUAGCUUCAGCUAUUGCCUCCAAUUUGGCUCAUGGUUAUACUUUACCUCAAGCUAUCUAUGGGGGUAUUGAAUAUGUACAAAAUGCUGUAACGAUUGGCUGUGAUCAAACUCAACCUACGGUUAAAGAGAAUGGCCCAAUUAAUCAUCUCUACGCAAUUAAUAUCCCAUUAGAAAGAAUGGUUGACGAUGAAUGUUUCGGUGGUCAUGAAAUUAAUGAAUUAAAUAAUCAUUGUGAUAUUGAAAAAUUACCAAUAUAUAAAGAAUUACCAGUUAUUAAGAAAGAUUUUAUUGAUUAUUUGCAUAACCAUCCAAGGGUUAAACCAUACUGGGAAUCGUAUAUUAAGCAUGAUUUUGUUAAAAAAGUAGCAGACGGUUCUUUAGAACGUUACAAAUUCCAGUUCUUUGUAGAACAAGAUUAUGCAUAUUUGGUUGAUUAUGGUAGGGUCCAUUGUAUUGCAGCUUCUAAAGCACCAACUUUGGAUGAUAUGGAAAAAGAAUUGGCUAUAGUUGGAGGUGUUAGAAAAGAAUUGGAACAUCAUAAACAAAGAUUAAGAGAAAGCUUUGGCAUUGAAGAGGAUUCUCAUUUCGAUAAUAUUAAAAGGGGUACUGCUUUAAAAAAUUAUUCAAGAUAUUUUACUGAUGUUUCUAAGAGAGGAAACUGGGCGGAAUUAUUAACAUCGUUAACUCCGUGUUUAAUGGGUUACGGUGAAGCGGCUAUUCUUGUUAGGGACAGCAUUACUACCACCGACCCAGUCUACCAAGCUUGGCUAGAUGUAUAUUUGUCUGAACUUUACCACAAUGCAAUGGCAGAUGGUAAAAUUAUAAUGAAUCGUAUAAUUUCCACUUACCCACCACAAGAUAUCGAAAUUUUAAUAACUAUUUAUUCACAAGUAUGUGAACUUGAAACCAAAUUUUGGGAUGCAGCAUUGAAAUUUGAAAGGAAAUAA
Messenger RNA from Arxiozyma heterogenica, 1689 nucleotides. It is a transcript of the gene THI20, whose product is annotated as trifunctional hydroxymethylpyrimidine kinase/phosphomethylpyrimidine kinase/thiaminase. Gene Ontology annotation, cellular component: cytosol. Gene Ontology annotation, molecular function: phosphomethylpyrimidine kinase activity; thiaminase activity; hydroxymethylpyrimidine kinase activity. The record is from RefSeq and is a predicted model, not a curated record. Lineage: Eukaryota; Fungi; Ascomycota; Saccharomycetes; Saccharomycetales; Saccharomycetaceae. The transcript has a single exon. Gene Ontology annotation, biological process: thiamine biosynthetic process. Bases 1 to 1689 code for a protein of 562 amino acids.